Cyprinodon variegatus (sheepshead minnow) is the source of this 5185-nucleotide messenger RNA. RefSeq names its product homer protein homolog 1-like (gene homer1b). Gene Ontology annotation, biological process: regulation of store-operated calcium entry; G protein-coupled glutamate receptor signaling pathway. The record is from RefSeq and is a predicted model, not a curated record. The transcript is spliced from 9 exons. Gene Ontology annotation, cellular component: dendrite; cytoplasm; postsynaptic density. The coding region runs from base 452 to 1528 and encodes 358 amino acids. Gene Ontology annotation, molecular function: G protein-coupled glutamate receptor binding. Lineage: Eukaryota; Metazoa; Chordata; Actinopteri; Cyprinodontiformes; Cyprinodontidae.
GUGAUGCUGCGCGCUGUCUUCUCUCUAAAUGAGGAUUGUCUUUCCCCAGUUGGAACAGCGGCAGGGUUUCUCCACCCUUCCAGAGAGGAUCUGGGUUUUACUCAAGAAACAGCGGGGCGUCCGUGGGAUCUUCUCCAUCAUCAUCUUCCUCCUCCUCUGAGCUGGGGUCUGCGGCUGCUCCUGCAGCUCCAUCAUCCACAGCAGGAGAGCGUCUAACCACCGGGGCAUUUGCGCUACGACAUGUAUGAGUGAAUUCAUGCGGUGACACGAGAAGAGGAAUGGAGCUGCUGUCAAUGCAUUCCUGCAGACGCACCGACGGUCAUACGCUGCAGACUGUCUUUUAGAGAGAGGUGGAGGGGGGGGAUCUUCAUACGCAGCAGCCCAUCCAACACAUUGGCUUUUUUAUUCCAGCUAGAAGCGAUCAGUGUCGCCUUUCAUUCCAGCCACAACAAUGGGGGAGCAGCCCAUCUACAGUACGAGGGCCCACGUCUUCCAGAUCGACCCCAACACCAAGAAGAACUGGCUGCCCGCAAGCAAGCACGCCGUCACUGUGUCCUACUUCUAUGACAGCACGCGUAAUGUCUACCGGAUCAUCAGCCUGGACGGAACCAAGGCAAUAAUCAACAGCACCAUCAGUCCGAACAUGACGUUCACAAAGACGUCACAGAAGUUUGGCCAGUGGGCGGACAGUCGGGCAAACACUGUCUAUGGACUGGGCUUCUCUACCGAGCAUCAUCUGUCCAAGUUUGCAGAGAAGUUUGCAGAGUACAAAGAAGCAGCACGGCUUGCUAAGGAGAAGAGCCAGGAGAAGAUGGAGAUGGCCACGUCUCCUUCUCAAGAGUCUCCGGCGGGUGAGCUGUCCUCCCCUCUGACCCCUUUGACUCCCCCCAUGGAAAACAUCAACGGCACGGAUGAGAUCUGUGACACCACCCCCAACUCAGAGAGCCGUCCGGAGCCAGCGCAGAGCGCUCUAGCUUUUGCACACAGCCCGGCCAUGACAAAACACUGGGAGGCUGAGCUGGAGGCGCUGAAGGGGAACAACGCCAAGCUAACUGCGGCUCUGCUGGAAUCCACGGCCAACGUCAAACAGUGGAAACAGCAACUGGCUGCCUAUCAAGAGGAAGCAGAGAGACUACACAAACGGGUGACAGAGCUUGAGUGCCAAAGCAACCAAACCCCAGUGAUCAAAUCCCAAAAGACUGAGCUCAACCAAACCAUAGAGGAGCUAGAGAAUGCGCUGCGGGAUAAAGAAGAGGAAAUGGAGAAGCUGAAAGAAGAACUGGAAAACAUGAAUGACCUGAUGGAGCAGAAAGACACUCUGACUCAGAAGCUUGAGGAGACGGAGCUGCGCAGUCGGGUGCUGGAGGAGCAGCUAGCGGGAGCAGAGCAGCGACUGGAGGAGAACCAGGAAGAGCAGGAAAAUUUCAGAAAGAGCCUGCGGACGCUGCUGGAACUUCUCGACGGCAAGAUCUUUGAGCUGACGGAGCUCAGAGACACCUUGGCUCGUCUCAUAGAGGAAGCCAGCUAGAGACAGAAGGUCUCACCCUCCGCAGACAGAGCCAUAUGAUGAUUUAUUUACAGCCCCAGCACACAGACCAAUCCCACCUUCCAUACUUUUUCUUCUUGUGUACCCCUCACCUACAUAAAUCUGAGACACUGCACUGCCCCCACUUACAGUUUAAACACAAGGGGCAGUGGGUCCCUAAUUUUUACCUUGAGGGCAUCAGGUUUCUACCUACUGCAAGCACUCCUGUAGUUGAACACGAUGCAGGGACUACCUCAGCUUGCUUUCUGAUUGGCUGUUGUACCCUUGGUCAAACUGGUCAAGCUUAUUUGUAGAGAUGCCACACAUUAAAACAAACACAAAAAAAACUGUGCCUCAGCGCCAUCUGCUGUCUGAAUGGGAGAACUGCACCAUAGUGUGCAGCAUUUACUCAACACACACAUUGCACAUUAUUCCGCUCUAAACCGCCCAUCCAGUGGCAAAUGUUAAAAGUCAUGUGGAAAUAAUUGCCGUUAAGACCUAAAGAACUGCGCCAAAGCUGCCAAUUCCCCCCAAAAUAUUGUCCUCUAACAAGCAGAUGCUUUGAUCCAAAGUGACUUACUGUACAGAGAAGUUUUGAACAGAAGAACCCGCGUUUGAGCCCGGGCUGCCAGAGGAAUGUAACUGGGUAACUGCUUUGGCAUUGCUGCACAUCCCCAGCCUGAAUUCACAAGGAUGCUGGGAAAUGGAGUCUGAUAUCUAUCUAUUUUCUUUUAGUAGAAAUGAAAGUGUGUCCCCUACGAUAUUACAGAAUCCUAUGACGGAAAAGCAAUCAAUCUUCCAGAAGGCAAUUUUCAUGCAACACUAAAUUGUUUUGGUACUACAUCUUAAAUGAGACACGUGUAUCCAGACAGCUUCCACCAUCGCAGUAAACCUGACCUGUCUUCCUGCCAUACUCAGUGUGGCGUGUGUGUCCUGAAUGAGGCUUGACAUGAUGUGUGUUAUCAUUAAGGUGCAUCUCAAUAAAUUAUAAUAUCAGAGAUAUUAGUUUUUUUUCAGGAUUACAAAUACUAAAAAAAGACAAAAUUCUUAUUAAUAACAUUAAUUACAGAUUUAAAUCUUUCCUCAUGUCAUUUUUGAUGGCUUACAGAAAACACAACCCCAAAAAAAUAUUGGACUUAAGAAAAUUUAAAUACUACAUAAUACUAAGAAAAUAAUGAAGACAGAAAUGUUGUGAUUAAACACCCUGUAGCUUUCAUAUCCUGUCUCCCUUGUUUUGGUCUGAAUUUAAAAUACACCAUCGACUCUCAGUUGGGUUUGCUGGCUAAAUAAACUUAGUGAUAUUUUGGUUAUUAAGCAAGACUGUAAAACCUGCAUUAUACUGUACGUCAAAAUGUAUUUUAAAACACAACGCCUUUGUAUGAAAGUUUGACACAUAUUUAAUUUCUUUGAUGCUUACUUCCUGCAGAAGGCUAUCUGUAUCUUUAAUGAUCAAGAUGCUUGAGCACAGGGCAUGGAUAGGAAAUUUUAUAACAUAGAAAAAUAAGAUGUUAAGAACAUUUAGGGUAAAACAAAACUAAUAAAGUCUUUGCAAUAAUUAUAUUACAACUGAAUCUAUCAUAGGGACAUAUUUCCAAAAGGAAAGCAAAAAUAUUUCAUCCUAAAGAUCGGCUUUGGACCACUGAGUAACAGUCCUGGCACUUUUAUUUUGAUAGCUCAUUUAAUAUGCCUCUGAUUUUGUCUCUGGUUUAGAAGUUGUUUAAAGCGUGGAGUGAGAGAUUUAGCAUAUGUAGAUAUAUCUGCUUGCCCUGACUUCAGUGGCAAUCUAUACUUUAUAAAUCUCUGUACUGCUGAAAAGCUGCUUUUAAUCCUAUUUUAUCUAAGGUUGUGCUUAUCUCAGUUUCUAAUAUUGUGUUGUUUUUGCAGGUUGAAUUUUCUUAGCACGUCCUGAUAUGUAUCUGAUAUGGCCUCCAAGCUGAAGAUUUAAGGGAAAGUUUCCGCUUCCAGGUUUAACUUUAGUUCAGAAUCCAACAUGGCUACUAACUGAUAGCAAAUACAGUAGGUGAGAUCUUCUGACCUAUAGUGUCAAGCUUCAAUUUGUAAUACAAUAUGUGUUUUUUUUUUGUGUUUUUUUUAUGUUUUCAUUGCACUUAAUUUUUCUUCAAUGUAUUUGGAUUCAGUGCUUUAAAUAGACAGCUUCCUUAGAAAAAAAAAAUCUUUGGUGGCUUACACCUGCUGACACCUGGCUCUGUGACACCUAGUUUUUCUUAUGAUGCGGUAGGUUUAAUCAUAUUUCUGCAUUUAAUUUUUUUUAUUUACAUGUUAAAAAAAAGCACAAAAAAUGUAAUUAACUGCAAACCAUAAUCAUCAAAAUUGAAAAAAUCUGUGUAACAAAUCUGAGUUUCAAUAUGUGAUCAAUCAAAUUAAGUUAUGAUUUUGUGAUAUUUUAAUUUAUUGAGAUGAAUAUGAACUUGGGCACAUUUAUGCUGGUAGAGAGGCCUACACACACCCUUAUAUACACACACACACACACACACACACACACACACACACUGAGCAAUAUAAGACAGGCUCUGUACAAUCCCCCUGUCCAUCUCUAUCAGGUUCUCUACUCAGCGGACUCGUUGUCCUGAAAGAUCAGAUACAUUUCAGCUGAUACCCCGUUUCCAACAGAACGUGUACUAGUGACCGCAUUACUGUGUGGCAGCCCUAUGUGGUCCGAGUAGUGCAAACCGAAGGGCUUACAGAGCGUCAUCCUCAUGUCUGUAAAUCUCCACCCUCAGUGAAACUGGCCACUGAUUGUCACUCCUCACAGGUCAAUAUUAAGCCGUUCUCAGUUUCUUUUCUUUGUUUUUUUUAAGUGAAGAUACAAUACUGCUAAGAUGAAUAUAAAACUGUACAACACAACUUUCUUAUUCUUGCUGGCAUUGUAAAUGAAUGGAUGGACAAAUCAAAAUGCAGUAACACCCUGCAGUGGCUUAUUGUUGUGUAUUAACUGAUGGGUGGAAGCUUUUUGCUGCACAUUGGAGGAUUUAUAACACCAUGUAAUAAUGCAGUGAUACAAGUUUUAUACUCUUACUGUAUAAAAGCCAAUGUAAUGCCGGCAAAAACUUUAAUUUUCUUCCUUCAAAUUUCUACAGAGCUGUAUCUUCACAAGGUGCUGCUGGUCUUAUAACUAAGUGCCCUGUUUGCACUGUUAUUACACUGCUGUAAAUCCCAUUAUAUGCCAACAGAUUUGCAUCUAGCAUUAGCACAGUCAAAUGAUGUAGUUUAAUGACCCUAUGUAGUUAGUUACACAGGUUAAUACACUGGAAUAAGACUCAUGUAAAAGAGGGAAUGUUACUUAUUUUCUGUCUGCUGUGUGUGUCGAGUGGAGUGACAGAGAUGAAAUACUUUACUAUCAAUGCUAUUGUUAAUGAAUGCCUUUGUACAGUAGUGGAUAAAAUGCUUUUCAUUCUCCUGUUUUUUGUAACUUAUGGUAUUUCAGUGUAGGUAUCAACAUUGUAUUUACUGUAGAGGUAUGAGAAGACUGGCAAUAUUUUUGACUAUUUAAAGUAAUUUUGAAUUCCUGACAUUAAAGAGGUUCCUCAGGCUUAAAAAGAUUUCUUAGAUUGGUGAUAUUUGGGUGUUUGCAGGUAAAACAGAUCGAAAGACACAAAUGUUGAAUGAAAGCUGUUAUGCGGUUGGUGUGGAGAUAAAUUA